Pezoporus occidentalis (night parrot) is the source of this 8866-nucleotide messenger RNA. It is a transcript of the gene MYO7B, whose product is annotated as myosin VIIB. The transcript is spliced from 50 exons. The coding region runs from base 710 to 7270 and encodes 2186 amino acids. Gene Ontology annotation, molecular function: ATP binding; cytoskeletal motor activity; protein binding. The record is from RefSeq and is a predicted model, not a curated record. NCBI's taxonomy places the organism in Eukaryota, Metazoa, Chordata, Aves, Psittaciformes, Psittacidae. Gene Ontology annotation, cellular component: cytoskeleton; myosin complex.
AAGAGAGAAGUGGGCAGAUAGGGUGCUAACACGCACCUAGAUGCUGGAACAGAGGGACUGAGUGUUUGUUGGGAGAUAAAUUAAUGACAACAAAUCCAGGAAGUUUAUAUGUGUGUGUAUGUAUCAAUUUAAGUGUCACGAGUUCAUUUUGUUUGAGCUGUACGUACUGUGAAACACAGACUACCCUGUGUGUAGACUGAUGGGCAUUUUCUUGCAAGAAAGAGCUGUGCAGAACCAAGGGGAGAGAUGAGAGAUGAGGGCCUGAUUUUCCUCUUAUCUAACAGGGUGGCUCUGAGAAAACCUCAGGGAAGUCAGUGGUGUUGGAGCAGUGUAAACCAGAUGCUAAAGGGUUUUCUUCUGGAAGUGCUUUCCAGAAGUCUGAAAGAAUUCAGGCACAGUGGAGAGACUGAAGUUUAAGGUUCACUCAGGCAAGAAUAGGCCUUGCUACUUACUGGAAUGCCUGCCUUUUGAAAUGACAUAUGCUGAACUGGGAGCAAAGUCCUGUAAUAAAUAACCAUGGUUCAGUCAUUUCCUCCUUUGUGUGGCAGAGAACUGGUAGUUGGCGAGGCAUCCCUUAAUGGCACCGGUACCAGUUUCACCUUCCUUUUCCUUCUUACUCCGGUGCUUAUGAAAAAGAGAGAACUAAGCUGCAGAAAGCAGACAGUGAAGAUUUCUUCUGGAGAGGUUACAUACAGUGAGCUGAAACAUAAUGGUGGUUUUCAGAAAGGGUGAUCAUGUGUGGCUGGACACUCAACCAAACAGUGAAUUCAAUGUCCCUAUUGGGGCAGUUGUGAAGGACUCUGACUCAGGACGGAUUUUGCUGGAGGAUGAUGAAGGCAAGGAACACUGGAUCACGGCUCGGAACAUGCACAUGGUGCGCCUUAUGCAUCCCUCCUCUGUCCAGGGGGUGGAAGACAUGAUCCGCCUUGGGGACCUCCAUGAAGCAGGCAUAGUGCACAACCUCCUCAUCCGCCACCAGGAACACAAAAUCUAUACUUACACGGGAUCCAUCUUGGUAGCAGUGAAUCCAUACCAGCUUCUGCCGCUCUACACAGUCGAUCAGAUCAGACUGUACUGUAACAAGAGGAUUGGAGAGCUACCACCUCAUGUCUUUGCCAUUGCAGACAACUGUUACUUCAAUAUGAAGAGGAAUAAGAGAGACCAGUGCUGUGUCAUCAGUGGAGAAUCUGGAGCUGGGAAGACUGAAAGCACAAAGCUAAUACUGCAGUUUUUGGCAGCGAUCAGUGGCCAGCAUUCCUGGAUAGAGCAGCAAGUCCUAGAGGCCAACCCCAUUCUGGAAGCUUUUGGAAAUGCCAAGACAAUUCGAAAUGACAAUUCAAGCCGCUUUGGGAAAUACAUCGAUAUUCACUUCAAUCAAAAUGGUGUGAUAGAAGGAGCCCGGAUAGAACAGUUCCUUCUGGAGAAGUCCAGGGUUUGUCGGCAGGCUCCAGAGGAGAGAAAUUACCACAUCUUCUACUGCAUGCUAAUGGGGAUGAAUACAGAGCAAAAAAAGAUGCUAAAUCUGGGCACUGCUUCAGAGUACACUUAUCUCACUAUGGGCAACUGCACAUUCUGUGAUGGCCGGAAUGAUGCAAAGGAUUAUGCUCACAUCCGCUCAGCUAUGAAGAUCCUCACAUUCUCAGAUUCUGAGCACUGGGACAUCAGCAAGCUGUUGGCUGCAAUCCUGCACCUAGGAAAUGUAGAGUUCGAAGCGGCCGUGUACGACAACUUGGACUGCUCUGAUGUGAUGGACUCACCACACUUUUCAAUUGCAACCAAACUGCUUGAGGUGGACUCCAGUGAACUCCAGAACAGCCUCACAAACCUCUCCAUCAUUGUUCGAGGAGAAAGUGUGUCUAGGCCUCUAAACAUUGUUCAAGCUGCAGAUGGGAGGGAUGCCUUUGUGAAGGGUAUAUAUGGACAUCUUUUCCUGUGGAUAGUGAACAAGAUCAACUCAGCCAUUUUCAACCCAACUUCGCAGAAGGCUAAAGACAGUCGUCACUCCAUUGGGCUGCUGGACAUUUUUGGGUUUGAAAACUUCAGUAACAACAGCUUUGAGCAGCUCUGCAUUAACAUUGCCAAUGAGCACCUUCAGCAGUUCUUCGUGCACCAUGUCUUCAAGCUGGAACAAGAGGAAUACCAUGCAGAGAACAUUACCUGGAGUAACAUUGACUUCACUGAUAACCGCCAGGCUUUGGAAGUCAUCGCACUCAAGCCUAUGAAUAUCAUCUCCCUCAUUGAUGAAGAGAGCAAGUUCCCAAAGGGCACAGAUGCCACCAUGCUUGUAAAAAUCAAUUCCCUCCAUGGCAAAAGUAAAGUCUACAUCCCACCUAAGAGUGUUCAUGACACCAAGUUUGGCAUCAACCACUUUGCUGGGGUUGUAUUCUAUGAAUCAAAAGACUUCCUGGAGAAGAAUCGGGACACACUGAGUGCUAAUGUAAUGCAAGUGGUUCAUUCCUCCAAAAACAAAUUCCUGAGGGAGAUUUUCCAGGUGGAAAAGACCCCACCUAGUCUGGGACGUGGGACCAUCCGGCAUCUUGGAGCUGACCAGGCCUACAAGUGUGGCUUUCUGCUGUCCAGAACAUCUGGCCACAGACAGGGUUUGGAUACCACCAAACGGCUCUCAACUCUGGGAGGACAGUUCAAGCAAUCCCUGGAAAAACUGAUGAAAAUCCUUGAGCAGUGCCAGCCAUACUUCAUCCGCUGCAUCAAGCCAAACGACUACAAGAAACCGCUGUUGUUCGACAGGGAGCUGUGUAUCAAGCAGCUGCGAUAUUCAGGGAUGAUGGAGACCAUUCAGAUCAGGAAAGCUGGCUUCCCAGUUCGCUACAGCUUUGAGGAGUUCUUUGACAGAUACAGGGUUAUCCUGCCAUGGUCUCUUCAACAGCAGCUGAAGAAUGAUGCUCGACAGAGCUGUAUCAGCAUCUCUGAAGCAGUGCUGGGCAAGGACGAAAGCUGGCAAGCUGGAAAGACCAAGAUGUUCCUAAAAGAUCAUCAUGAUACAGUAUUGGAGCUUCAACGCCAAAAUAUACUCACAGAUAAGGUUCUUCUUAUCCAGAAGGUGAUGAGAGGAGUGAAGGACAGGAAACAAUUUCUGAAACAGAGGAAGUCUGCUGUAGCCAUUCAGUCAGCCUGGCGAGGCUACUGCUGCCGGAAGGAUUUCAGAAUGGUUAUGCUGGGUUUUGGGCGCCUGCAGGCUCUCUACAGGAGCCGGCAGCUUGCUAAACAGUAUGAAGCGACUCGGACUCUUAUCAUCAGGCUUCAAGCCAUGUGCCGUGGUUAUUUAAUGCGUCAAAAGGUAGCAGAGCAGAAGAAAGCUGUAUGUGUUAUACAGGCAUAUGCAAGGGGCAUGUUUGCUCGACGACUCUACCAGGGAAUGAAGAAGCAGAACACAGGCAAGGGGGAAGCCAGGAAUAUCCACUUGGAAGAAGAGAAACAUCUCAUCCAAGUCCUUGGACCAGGAAGGGAAGAAGCUAUGAGAUCAGAAAAGGAAUGCCUGGCUGCUCUGGAGAGAGAGAAGGCAGAAGGAAGACAAAGGAGGAAUGUUCUUGCCACUAAACCAGCAAAUGAUGAUGUUAUCAGCGACCAAGAAAUGGUGGACAAAAUUUUUGGGUUUUUACCUUCUAUGAUUGGAGGCCAAGAAGGACAGGCUCCUCUGGGCUUUGAGGACUUGGAAACAGAGCCGAACAAGCUGGAUGAGGUAGAUCUGGACAUGGUUCCUAUGAGUGUGGAGCUAGAAGAGGAAGCUGAUGGCUUGGAAGAGUACACCUUCCCAAAGUUUGCAGCUACCUAUUUCCAGGGGUCUUCUACACAUACACAUAUCCGGAGGCAGCUGCGGCACCCGCUACUCUACCAUGAUGACAAGGAUAACGUCCUGGCUUCUCUGGUUGUGUGGGCUAUCAUCUUGAGAUUCAUGGGGGACCUGCCAGAGCCAGCACUGUUUGCCAAGAAUGCCAGCACCAAGAGCGGUUCCGUGAUGACACAAAUAUAUGAUACGCUUGGCAGGAAAAACCAGGUCCAGUUCAGGAAUGACAGCCCAGAUAUGAGACAAGGCAGAAAGGAUAACAAGAUGUCAAAGGGGAUCUCUUCCCUGAAGCUGAAACGGACAUCCAAGUUGAUGGGGAAGGUGACAGACCAGCUGAGAGGUGGAGAAGAGGCUUUCCAAGAGGACAACUCAAUCUCUGAGAGGCCUAUGUCCAACCUAGAAAAAGUGCACUUCAUUAUCGGCAAUGCAAUCCUGCGUCCUGCCAUCAGAGAUGAAAUUUACUGCCAGAUUUGCAAACAGCUCACGGAAAACAGCAACAGGAGCAGCUAUGCUCGAGGCUGGAUCCUUCUGUCACUUUGCCUUGGUUGCUUUCCUCCUUCAGAUACUUUUGUGAAGUACCUGUUGAAUUUCAUCCACCAUGGGCCCGCAGGAUAUGCACCAUAUUGUGCUGAACGUCUGAGACGGACCUAUGUCAAUGGAGCACGGACUGAACCUCCAAGCUGGCUGGAACUUCAGGCAACGAAGCAGAAGAAACCCAUUAUGUUUAAUGUCACCCUGAUGAAUGGCCAAAGCAUCACUGUCCCUGCAGACUCUGCUUCCACUGCCAAAGAGAUUUGUCAGUUCAUAGCAGAUAAGACCACACUGAAGGAUUUGUUUGGUUUUUCGCUCUACAUUGCUGUGUUUGAUAAGGUGUGGUCACUGGGUGGCGGACGAGAUCACGUCCUGGAUGCCAUCUCUCAGUGUGAGCAGCUAGUGAAGGAGCGGGGCACACACGAACGCAAUGCGCCCUGGCGGCUCUACUUCCGCAAGGAAAUCUUCACCCCCUGGCACAACUCCCAGGAGGAUCCUAUCAGCACUGAUCUCAUUUACCACCAAGUCAUUCGAGGCAUCCGGUUUGGAGAGUAUCGCUGUGAGAAGGAGGAGGAUUUGGUGGAGAUAGGUGCAAAAUAUUGUUACAUUCAAUUUGGAGAUUCCAUCCACAAUGAACUUCUGCAGAAGGUGCUCCAUGACUGUAUUCCAGCAAAACAGCUGAAGUCCAAGCCCCUGGAAAAGUGGGUGAGCCUUAUAACCUAUGCACAUGCUAAGGCCCCAUACACACAGGACCGUCUCUCCCGUCAGACUGUGAAGGGACAACUUGUAGAUUUUGCUCGCUUUCAGUGGCCUUUGCUUUUUUCUCGAUUCUUUGAAGUCACAAAGUUUUCAGGUCCCAGCUUGCCCAAGAACCACUUCAUUGUUGCUGUAAACUGGAAAGGUAUCUACUUCUUGGAUGAGUCAGAAAAGCGGCUCCUUGAGCUGACCUUCCCAGAGAUAACUGGCAUCCACACCAACAGGGCAGUGAAGACAUUUGGACAGAGUUGUACUCUCAUUACACUUCGUGCCGAGGAGUUUGUCCUGACAUCUGUAAACAGCGUUGUCAUUGCUGAACUGGUGGUCAUGUUCCUGGAAGGACUGAAGAAGAGAUCACGAUUUGCUGUGGCAAUGCAGGAGAAAAAAUCCCAGGAAGACCCUGCCAUCCUGUCCUUCAAGAAGGGAGACUUGCUAAUCUUCACCGAAGACAAAAGGCUGGAUGCAGACUCUGGCUGGAUCUGUGCCCAGAAUGAAAGGACAGGCAAAACAGGGAAUGUAUUUUUGGAAGAUAUCUACAUCAUUCCUUCUCUGACAAAACCCUCUAGUCAAGUACUGAGUUUGCUGAUGAUGUCUCCAGACCAGAGGAGGACAGCUUCACAGAACUCCUACGUGGAUGAACCUGAUGAAGAAGAUCUCGAAGUGAAGCCUUACACCCUAGAGGAGUUCUCCUAUGAACACUUCAGGACUCCUGAGAAGGAAUCCAUCAGCAAAGCUGUUCUCCAAAAAUCCCGUGGGCGCAGUCAACUGUGGGCACAUUCUAAGGAGCCCUUGAAACAGCCCUUGCUGAAGAGAGCAUGCACAGACCCUGAUCUUCCUGAUUUGGCUUGUCAGGCCUUCAUCGCCAUCAUGAAAUUCAUGGGAGACUAUCCCUCAAAACAGGUGCACUCCUCUGUGGAAGUCACUGACCAGAUAUUUGUAGCAGCUAUCCAGGAAGAGAUCCUACGGGAUGAAAUUUACUGUCAGAUUAUGAAGCAACUGACUGAGAACAGAAACAGGUACAGCGUGACCAAGGGCUGGCAGCUCCUUUGGCUCUGCACUGGCAUGUUCCCACCCAGCAAGUCACUGCUGAAACAUGCCCAGAAGUUCAUGGAGACACGUCAGAAAGAAACACUGGCCCUGGAGUGCAGUCGGAGGAUUCAGAGAGUGAUGAGGAGUGGCUCCAGGAAGUGGGCACCGCAUCCUGUGGAGGUUGAGGCCAUCUUACAAAAUAACACUAAGAUCUCACACAAGAUCUGCUUCCCCAAUGAAACAGAAGAGACAUUUGAUGUGGGAACAAACACCAAAAUCCGCACUCUGUGUCAGAGCAUUGCCUCCAAAUUGCAGCUGAGCUCCUGGGAAGGUUUCAGCCUCUUUGUGAAGAUUGCAGACAAGGUGAUCAGUCAGAAUGAAGCAGACUACUUUUUUGACUCACUAAGGCAGGUGACAGACUGGAACAGGAGGAACAAACCAGGGAAAGAUGGGGCUGCUAUGUCUGUGGCUUAUAAGGUGUACUUCAUGAGAAAGCUGUGGCUGAAUGUAACUCCUGGGAAGGACCUGAAAGCUGAUUCAAUUUUUCAUUACCACCAGGAGCUGCCAAAGUACCUCAGAGGCUACCACAAGUGUUCCAAGGAUGAAGCUGUCCAGCUUGCAGGGCUGAUUUAUAAAGUGCGCUUCAACAAUGACCACACACAGCUGGCAAUCAUCCCCAAAAUCUUGAAGGAGCUGGUGCCAGACAAUCUGCUCCGAGUAAUCUCACCAGAUGAGUGGAAGAAGAGCAUUACUGCAGCAUACACUAAACAUGAAGGAAAAACUGUGGAUGAGGCCAAGAUUGCCUUCUUGAAAAUGGUAUACCGGUGGCCAACAUUUGGAUCAGCCUUCUUUGAGGUGAAGCAAACCUCAGAGCCAAAUUUCCCAGAGAUUGUGCUGAUUGCAAUCAACAAGCAAGGAGUCUCACUGAUACAUCAGAAGACAAAGGAUAUUUUAACAGUCUACCCCUUCAAUAAAAUCUCCAAUUGGAGCAGUGGGAGCACAUACUUUCACAUGACAAUAGGGAACCUGGUACGAGGAAGCCGGAUCUUAUGUGAGACAUCUCUGGGUUACAAAAUGGAUGACCUGUUAACAUCCUAUGUUCACCUGCUAAUGAAUGCUGUAAACAAGCAAAAGAACCUCUCAGCCUGAGAGCAGAAACAGAACCCAUGACCUGUGUCUGUGCCAAACUACCUGUAAUUUCAUCUCCCAGAAGAAAGCCGUUUAAUGAGCUUGAUGACUGGUCUUGUGAUCACACGCUGAAUGAACUGUGUUACUGAAAUGCUACAAGAGAAGCUCAAGUGGGCAUGUGCUUUCAAGCAUCUGUAAUGCUUGUCUUAGAUGUAGUACAAGAAUUCCAUUCAGAUUAUGGAUUUAGAGAAAGUCCAGCUGGAUUUUAAUGUAAUAUGGAGGCAGGAGGAUGGAGAAACCCUAAAUAUGAAAGCCUCUAAAUUUCCUCUGUUCUUGAAGAGAGAUACACAUUAACAGUUGUCUUCCUUUUGGAAACAAAAUGCCAGCUUGUUGUAUAUGUGCCCUUACCAAAUGUAUAAACCCCUCGAGUCUUUGCAAACAAAGGUAACGUUAUUUUUUUUUUCCUCCUAUUGGAAAUUCUAAGCGUGGAGAAAUGCCCUUUAGUAGUAGGAUAACUGAACACCUUGAAGGGUAAGAUGCUGGUUUUCAUCCUUUUAUCACUAAGUUAUGUGCUGUAAGCUACCGUGGACUAUGACAGCUACUUACUGUCAGAAUCUUAACAGUCAUUCCUUUGUGAUGCUAAAUUAGCAGACUGUCCACUGGUUUACCAUUGCCUUGGUUAAAGUAGUUUUCUUUCUUCCUUCUACAUUUUGCAAUGUACUUGGUAACAACUGCUUUCUACUAUGCAGUUUCUAGUAAGCAUAAACAAACUCUGAAAUAAGUCUGGAUUUUGGGUCAUUACUUUUGCUCCUACUUCAAGUUACAGACGUGCUAUUCAGUGCAAGUCAGACUUGAAGAAUGCAGUCUAACAGACAUCUGCUGAAAAGAGACUUUUCUGCUCUGCAAAAAUUUUCUCAGCUUGGAGUCAUGCAGACAUUCCUUCAUGAGACAAGAAUUAAUAGUUUUAAUUUCUCCUGAUCUUUUCUAUUUCCUGUUUAGCAGGCACUUUGAGUGGUAAAACUUCUUCGUAUCUCAGACCUCUGAAAACGCACAACUUUGGCCCUUUAGGAACCAUAGCAUUCUCAGAGUAUGUAAAGGAUAUACAUACACACUGUGGUGGUUCUAAGCUUAGACACUUACCCCAUCAGAGAAUAAAUAUUCCUUCCUCAACAACAAGCCCUUCCUUGCUCACAGUGAAACAUGGACAUGUCUUAAAGCAUUUACACCAAGUUCCUUGAGACACUGCCUGGCAGGGCUGGAAUAGCAGCUCUGCUAGAUCUCUCUAAUUUGCCAAGGUAUGCACAAUGGUUCUCUUGUUCCCUCUGAUGUGUGUGUGUGAAAUUCAAACGGUAAUAGGAGUUUUGUACAUGGGUGGCAGGGAAGAGCCCCACUCUCUUUGUGCAUAUGAGUGCCAUACUUGUCAGAAUAGUUGAUCGUUUUGCAUGCAAUCAGAUAUUCCUGCUGUAGUGACCAUUGCUGGCAAUGGAAAUGUCUGAGACUAAUGAUUUGUUUUGUCAUCCUAUGUAAGAAGCAUUCAAUACUUCACCUGUACAAAAAGAAAUUUUGCAGCGAAACUGUAUUGUUUCUGGUUUUUAAAUAAACACUGCAGAAAAUCAA